UAUGAUGGAGAGCCCAGCUGAGGCCAGCGCCCGCCCAUGGUCACACCCCCAGCUUGAGUGACAGGACGUGUAAGCAAGCGCUGCUACCAGGCAAGAGCAUAAGAACGACGCUUUGUUCUGGGAGAGUGAUUCCUUUGGAUUUUCCCAGUUUGUCGGGUUCCUGGACCCCUUGCGAAAAAAAAGGGGAGAAGACGAACGAGGAGGGGAAAGAACGGACGCGCGCGCGGCUGGAUUUACAGUGCAAGGGCGGAGGAAGAGGCAAUAACACACAGAAUUGCGUUCUCGAACCGCAAUGAGGGUUCUGGGCUCUGUGCAGAGAUUUGUAAGACCUCGUGCAGCAGGAGGAGACUGCGGCGGAUUUACCAGUGAUGCAGCCGUAGUCUGGGAUGAAGCAAGAUGAGCGCCGUCCGUCCGCCCAGGCUGGAGAGAGAUGUAACCGAUUACUUCUGAAGCGUUUGAGUUCGCGUGACGACAGAGCGUUUUGAUCUUGAGAACGGGAACAACGGUCUUAAUUUAGAAUUCGGCCGGUCGAGGUAUAACGGAUUUGGUAUGUGCAUAGCUCGACGAAACGUUAUCAAAUCUGACUCUCGAUUUCGACUCUUUUUCAUAAAGCAAGAAGCAUGAAGAUGAACCAAAAUGAAAUAUUUUUAUGCGCGUACAAUGGAAGUAGCUAGCGUGCCUAUCCCGGUGGUCGUCGCUUAAAUACAUUUAUUCGGCUGGGUCAUUUGUAAAAAAAAAAAAAAAUAGUCGCCUCUACAGUAAUAAUGUUUGUAAGAUGCCCCAGGAGCAAGCUGUCGGUGUGGGCUGCUCUGUGCGUUAUAGUGCUCUGCUGGUUGUACAUUUACCCAGUUUAUCGGCUCCCCAGCGACAAAGAGAUUGUCAAUGAUGUCCUGCGCCAGGGACAAGUGUGGAAGAAAAACCAGACCAGGAUCCGUUUGUUUAGGCAUCUGCUUAAGGUAUGCUGCAACCCCCGGAAGAUGUUUGCAGUGACGAAGGAGAACUCCCCGCCAGGGAAGGUGAUCUGGUACGAUGGAGAGCUGUAUCACUCCCGCACCGUCAAAAACGACACCUACGCUCUGUUUGUACAGGAGAUGCCCCUUCAAGCCCCCCUCAAGAGGUGUGCCGUCGUCGGCAACGGCGGGGUCCUGAAGCGCAGCGGCUGCGGCAGGGACAUCGACGGGGCCGACUUCGUCCUGCGGUGCAACCUGCCGCCGCUGUCUAAGGAGUACACUGAGGACGUAGGGACCAGAACGCACCUGGUGACGGCCAACCCCAGCAUCAUCGAAAAGAGGUUCCACAACCUGCUGUGGUCGCGCAAGGCGUUUGUGGACAGCAUGAAGGCGUAUGGGUCCAGCUACGUCUACAUGCCGGCGUUCACCAUGAAGCCCGGGACGGCGCCGUCCCUGCGCGCCUACCACGCCCUGGCCGACGCCGGCUCCAACCAGACGGUGCUGUUCGCCAACCCGGACUUCCUGCGCAGCGUGGGCCAGUUCUGGAAGGGGCGCGGCAUCCACGCCAAGCGGCUCUCCACGGGCCUGUUCAUGGCCAGCCUGGCGCUGGGCCUGUGCGAGGACGUGGAGCUGUACGGCUUCUGGCCCUUCUCCGUGGACCUGGAGGAGAGGCCCAUCAGCCACCAUUACUACGACAACGUGAUGCCCUACUCCGGCUUCCACGCCAUGCCCGAGGAGUUCCUGCAGCUCUGGCACCUGCACAAGACCGGCACCCUGCGCAUGCACAUCGGCCAGUGUCCUGACGCCAACGCCGCCGCCUAGACCCCCCCCCAAAUCCUCCACCUCCACCCACCCCCUUCUCCUCAAAUCCUCCAGCCCCCCUCUCAACUUCCCCUCACCCAGCACCCCAUCCACUCCCUCCUUCCCCUCACCCUCAACCAGCAACCACUCGCUCCUACCUCCCUCCCCACCUCUCUCCCCAUCCGCAUGAGAAUGAGUGAUCUGCCACACACUCCCCCCCCCCCCCCCCGCCCUUUGUACCCUUCCCAAAUACCUCCUCCUCUCUCCCCAGGGGGAAGAGUCUGAUUGGACCUGCUGCAUGGAAUUCUGGGGCUCUCGUCUGCUUUGUGUCUUUAGCUGAUCGGAUGGUCACGAGGCCUUGUGUUCAACUCUUGUGUUCAAAAUUUUUAUGAUAGUAGAGGGGGGUGUGGGGGGGUGUGGGGGGGUGGGGGUGGUGGAGACUGGGGUUGGGGGAUGGACGAACCGAUCAUGGUAACUGCUGUUAGAGACUGGUGAAACGCAAGGGCUUGUGGGAAGAAAGUAUUAAACAAAAAAAAAACAUUUUUUUAAGUGAAAUCUGUAUGUGUGUGUGGGGGAGGUGGGGUGGGUGGGGAGGUGGCGGAGGAGGGCUCACACAAUGACCAAACUCAGUCAGUCAGAUGCUUAAUGAAAUUAAGAAAGCAUUUUUUGACAUUGUAAGAAAUAUGUUAAGUUACCAUACUAUGACCAUUUACAUGGUGUUUUUGUUCCACAAUAUAGAUGGACGCCAACCAGAGUAUUAAUAUGUCUGUGCUAGAUAGCCCCGAGGAUAUCAGGCUGGAGAUGAAUCACUCUCGCAUUCUUCGCAGGUCCAAAUAUUAAAUUUAGAGCUUGGGGAGUAAGGAUAUGUACGCAGACAUCACCAGAUGAUCAGAUGCAGUUAGGAACAAACAGUACUGAGGUAAUUGCAUCAGGCAAUACAAAAUGACCACUGUGCUCCGUCACAGUAAAUCAGAUUUGGCCUGUCCACAAAAACAUAAUCAAAGAUGUGGCUUUCAGGACCUAAGAGUCAGGACUGCCUAUCGCACUGAAUUCCUGCUUCUUAUUUCUGGGUAGCAUUGAAGACCCUGUUUUCCAGCCCCUCUCCAAAACCUGUUUUGUGCCAAUGUGAGCGAGGUGUUAAAGUUUCUGUUAAAAUAUUUCUGUCAUUUCUGAGGAAUGGCACGUGUGUACAGUAGUGGAUUGCACUGCUUCAUGUUUUCUUUCUCGUGCAGCCAGGAGUGUUACGUAAGGAAAAGACAACUGGAGGAACUGUGCUGAGGAUCGACACGCUUUCGUUCCUGUGAAAGUGAUACGAUUCGUCAGCGGCUUUUUUUAGUUGCAGGACACCACUGAAUACAAUUUAAAUGAACUGUGAGCCAUCGACCAAUCAGCUCAGGUCUAGGAAGCCUUUUUUUUUUGUAUUUAAAUAAGGGAACGGCCUGGAAAUGAAGUGGUGUAUUUUUUUCUUCUUCUAGUUUUUGUAUCUCAGCAUGCGUGCAUACAGAGAUAUUUUUAAUGAAUUUCAGACUGAAUACUUUGCCUAUCAGUAAGUCUGUGCAGUGCAGUGCAGUUAUCUGUGUUCUUAUGUGAUUUUACGAUCAUUGUAGGGCAUUGUAGUCUCCUGGUGCCACCGGGGUUAGCGGACUAGUCUACCUCCAACGUCCACUUCCUGUGCGAUCCCUCCUUUCAAUCAAGAUGACAGGAAGCGCGUCGCUGAAGCACAUCACCACAGGAAAUGCAUCACAGGAUGGAAGGGAGUCACGGGGUUCUCGGUGCCAGUGCAGGAGAAUAAGUGUUUACAGGUGAGAGGCAGGCAGCUCCCAGAGUCUCGUACGUUUGAGUGGGGAACGUGAAUCCUCCUUCAGUAGUGCAGUGCUGGCUAAAGCGAGCUUUUCAGAACCGUUCAUUCAUUUUUUUACCAAAUCACUGGUUCAGUUUCAGCAGCUUGAGGGAAUGGUUCCGAGUGCCUUUUUCUAGUGCGAGUAAAUUUAAAAACAUCAUGAAGACAAAGGGAAGAGCACAAAUAAUAUGAAUAUAUUGGUGACUUGAAGCAUCUUUUUUCUUUUCUUUUUUGUGAAUUUCAAACAUUUUAAACGUCACUUGUAUUUUGUAGACAUUUACAGCAUUUUCAAAAAUAAUAAUUUCAGAACAGUAAUUGCAUUGAACAUUUGCAUUGCUAAAGUAGUUGAAGGAAUGUGAUCUUUGACCUUUGUCCAAAGGUCAUGUGACCCAGGCUGUGGCUAGAAAAAGGUCUUAAAUGGAAUGAUCUGAUUGGUGCAGGACCAAGAUGUGUGUACUUGAUGUGUUUAUGUUUAUGUUGGUCUGAAACUGUAUAGCAUAUUUACUGAAAUAUAAUUGCUUCAUCGAACAAAAACAUUGAAGUUCAAACAGUACAUUCCUCCCGAUCUCACCACAGUGGAGAGAAGGAAUGUGGAAAUCUGUGCUGUGUACUAAAGAAUGCAUGGUUGUAGUUUGUAAACAUGGAAUGUUUUUUGAUUGGUUCAUUUCUGCUCGUCCGUUUCUUUUUAAUAUUCUGGAGCCAUAACCAGGGGUAAUAUUUGUGUUUGGAACUACAGUACCUCGGAGUCCCAGUUCAACUGAGAAAACUUUUAUUUUUGUAACAUAAGCUGAAACUAUACAGAGGUACUAGGAACCCAGAAAGGACGUCUGUUUUCGGACAAAGCGUCUGCAGUGUUCAGGAGAAAAUUCGGCCUGCCACAUUCGAACGGGAGGAGCCAUUUUGGCAGAAGUCGCCGUCCCGAACUGCUCCAUGGGUCUCGAGAUAAUGUGCUACUGUGAAUUAGAAUGCUUUAAACCUGUGUGUGGACUGAUCAUGUUGAAAUAGACCAUUGUUGUUGCUUUGCCCCGUUCGACGUGGAUUAAAAAUGUUGUAAAGUUUU
Anguilla anguilla (European eel) is the source of this 4651-nucleotide messenger RNA. It is a transcript of the gene st8sia1, whose product is annotated as ST8 alpha-N-acetyl-neuraminide alpha-2,8-sialyltransferase 1. Gene Ontology annotation, biological process: oligosaccharide metabolic process; N-glycan processing. The record is from RefSeq and is a predicted model, not a curated record. Bases 765 to 1772 code for a protein of 335 amino acids. The transcript is spliced from 5 exons. Gene Ontology annotation, molecular function: alpha-N-acetylneuraminate alpha-2,8-sialyltransferase activity. NCBI's taxonomy places the organism in Eukaryota, Metazoa, Chordata, Actinopteri, Anguilliformes, Anguillidae.